GGCUUUGCGCUUCGUGUCGUAAGCACGCUUGCUGUUUUCCGGUCCUCCGAUGAGCAUGUGCUGCUGACGCGUGUUACAAGAUAGUUUCCGUUACGAAGAAUUUCAUCCCUCACACAAAAACGAAAAACAAAACAACAAUUGAUUACAGAAGAAUAAGUUCGAACUUUGCUCGUGUUUUGGUGCUUUUGUUGCUUUUUUAAAACAUUUGUUGUAAUUUUAUUUAUUUUUUUUCGGGCGUUACUUUUGUCCAGAGGAGUAAAGACAUUUUUAAAAAGUGGAUAUGUACGCGUACGCAGGGGGCGGCCCCCCACAUUAUGCGCCGCCACCGACUUACCUGCAGCCGCCUCCGCCCCCACAUCAUCCCCAGGUACCACCAAUGCCCAUGCCCCAGGACGCGCCAAUGCCCGUUGCACACUAUUCGAAACGAAGAAGGUCAGAUGAGGACGACCCAAGUGGAAGCAAAUACACAAGAAUGGAAGACGACAACAUUCAGGAUAAGGAGCGUUUUGCAAGUAGGGAGAAUCAUUGCGAGAUUGAACGGCGGAGGAGGAACAAGAUGACAGCGUACAUCACUGAGCUGUCCGACAUGGUACCGACUUGCAGUGCUCUGGCCCGAAAACCGGACAAACUAACGAUCCUGAGGAUGGCCGUAGCCCACAUGAAGGCCCUUCGAGGUACUGGUAAUACGAGCACGGAUGGAUCAUACAAACCAUCCUUUUUGACGGAUCAGGAACUCAAGCAUCUGAUCUUGGAGGCGGCCGAUGGAUUCCUGUUUGUAGUCAGCUGUGAUACCGGCCGUGUGAUCUACGUCUCGGAUUCUGUAGCGCCUGUAUUGAAUUAUUCGCAGAGCGAUUGGUACGGCUCGUGUAUCUACGAUAACAUCCAUCCAGAAGAUCAAGAGAAAGUUCGAGAGCAGUUAUCAACACAGGAACCUCAAAAUACCGGCAGGAUACUUGAUCUCAAAACUGGUACUGUGAAGAAGGAAGGACACCAGUCUUCAAUGCGAAUGUGCAUGGGUUCGAGGAGAGGAUUUAUAUGCCGCAUGAAGGUGGGGAACAUCGCCGCCGAGAACAUGGCUGUAGGUCAUUUGAAUCGAUUAAAACAACGAAAUAGUUUAGGACCUGGUAGGGAUGGUCAGAAUUAUGCCGUCGUUCAUUGCACCGGUUAUAUUAAGAACUGGCCUCCGACUGAUAUGUUCACAGGCGUCCAGCUGGACAGGCAGUCAGAGGACGAUCUGCAUUCUUCACACUGUUGCUUGGUGGCCAUCGGUCGUCUGCAGGUCACUUCGACACCCAACACCAAUGAACUUUCAGGUUCAAAUAGCACCGCGGAAUUCAUAUCUCGCCAUUCGAUGGAUGGUAAAUUCAGUUUUGUGGACCAACGUGUUAUAGGGCUGUUAGGAUAUUCUCCGCCAGAAUUAUUAGGAAAAAGUUGCUUCGAGUUCUUCCAUCCCGAAGAUCAGAGCCACAUGAAAGAUAGCUUUGAACAAGUGUUGAAAUUGAAGGGUCAAGUGCUAUCAGUCAUGUACAGAUUCCGAGCCAAAAAUAGGGAAUACGUAUGGCUGCGUACCUCCGCGUACGCUUUCCUGAAUCCUUACACUGAUGAUGUUGAAUACAUCGUAUGUACAAAUUCGACGGCGAAAUCGUUGCAUUCCGGCACUGAAGCGCCAGCAGAGCCUGCAGAGCAAGUCCCAUACCAGCAACCAGGUUUAGAUUAUAGUUUGCAGAGGCGAGACACGGGAAUUUACUCUCAUAUGAUUCCAUCAACGCACAUACAGACGCCUCAGCAAGUUCCGAGACCGAGCAGUGGUCAGAAUGUGUAUAGUAAUUAUGAAACGACGGCUUCCCCGAUUGCUUACGGAUCACCGUCACAAACUAGUGCUAGUAGUAGCAGUGCUGGUGUUUUAGGACGUUUAGCUAAAGGUACUACUACCAGUCCUACUCCUGCUGCGGCCGCUUGGAGUCUUCGCCAACCUCAAUCCGCACCGGAGGGCUAUCAGUACAAUCAGUCUAGCCCCAGGUCACCGGGACCUACUUAUACUCAGCUCAGCGGCGGAGCGCGGGCAACCACCGCACCUAGUGCUUAUCAAUGGACCUGGCAGGGAUCCAGUCAAGGAUCCGACUCAGGUGGUCCAGGAUCCAGUGGUUCGGGCCCACCCCCACAGUCUCAACCGCACGAGCUCUCCGAUAUGCUCCAGAUGUUGGACCAGAGCGGCACCGCAUCCUUUGAAGACCUGAACAUGUUCAACACGACAUUCGAGUAGCUUUAUGUAUUUUCUUUGAAACAGCUAAUUUCUUUAAUUAAUUUUUAUUUUUAUUUUCAAAUUGUUUUUGUGUCUUUCAUUAAAUCAAUUAUUAAUAAUUAAUUAUAAAAAUACAACUUGGGUUUCUGACCAACAUUCAGUCACUUCCGCAGAAUCAUUAUAAUUAUUGAUUGAAUCUUUAUUGGCAUAUUAUUUACAUCUACAAAAUAUACAAUCAUAAAUAAUAAACAAAAGAAUACCGAUAACACAACUUGAGGAAAGUAAAUCCUUGUAUCCUUGACAUAAAAAAAAUGUAAACCUAUUUUAAUGCAAUGUGGAAUUAUUUUUAUGUAAUUGACUAUUGUUACUUGGCACUUAACCUAUUAAGAAUUGAAAAUACUCUACACCGAAUACCGAAGAUUUUAGCAUUGAUUGAUUAGUUUUCUAGAAAAUCAAAUUAAUUUUAUUCAUUUUGAGCGCUCCAUAUGGAAAACAACAAAAUCCGUGAGUUUUCAACUGGAGCGCUACUGUACAUCAUCUAAAUUUUUGGUUGCGACUACAAAAAUAUUGCUAA
Messenger RNA from Nicrophorus vespilloides, 2816 nucleotides. RefSeq names its product aryl hydrocarbon receptor nuclear translocator homolog (gene tgo). Gene Ontology annotation, biological process: regulation of transcription by RNA polymerase II. NCBI's taxonomy places the organism in Eukaryota, Metazoa, Arthropoda, Insecta, Coleoptera, Silphidae. The record is from RefSeq and is a predicted model, not a curated record. The transcript is spliced from 8 exons. The coding region runs from base 281 to 2263 and encodes 660 amino acids. Gene Ontology annotation, cellular component: transcription regulator complex; aryl hydrocarbon receptor complex; nucleus. Gene Ontology annotation, molecular function: protein dimerization activity; DNA-binding transcription factor activity, RNA polymerase II-specific; RNA polymerase II cis-regulatory region sequence-specific DNA binding.